This is a messenger RNA of Staurois parvus, 276 nucleotides long. The record is from the annotation of a GenBank genome assembly. Lineage: Eukaryota; Metazoa; Chordata; Amphibia; Anura; Ranidae.
UUCCACUACCACUGCCCCCCAUACACCAGCCACCAUCCCCCCAUCCCCCAUGGCGAGAGAGAGAAAGACACUCACCUUCACAGCUCUGGACAUCCCCGGGAACGAGAGCCGGACUGUGCAUACACCGUCUUGAAACCCGCAGCCUCUAUCAGAACCCACCAGGUCCCCAUGCCGCGUGUGUCCCUUCUGCCCCUUCUUCUGAGGGGCAGUGCUGCCCCUCCUGAAAAAUGCCAUCCUAGACAAAUGCCUUGUUUGCCUUGUGGUAAAUACACCAUU